AUGACUCAACAUAACAAACCGCGUUUGCUUCGCACACGCGAGCUGCUGCAGCAGCUGCUGUGGAGACAGCUGCAGCAGCAGCAGCAGCAGCAGGAAGAGGAAGAGCAGCAGCAGCAACAGCAGCAGGAAGUGGAGGAGCAGCAGCAAGAGGAAGCGGAAGAAGAGCAGCAACAGCAGCAGGAGGAGGAUGAACAGCAGGACGAUGUGCAGCAGCUUCAGCUCUUGCUGCAGCAGCCUCAAGCACUUCAGCAGCAGCAGCUGCAGCACCAGCUGGAGCAGCUGCAGCAUCAGCAGCACCAGCUUCAGCAGCAGCAGCUGCAGCAGCUGCAGCAGCUGCAGCAGCAGCAGCAGCAUAAAGAGAGGAGCCAGCCUUGGUGGGCGAAGGAGCAGCUAGAAUCUUCUGAACUGCUGGAGGAGUUCGGGGGUUUUGUGCUGCUGCCCUUUCUUUUAACUGAAGACAGCAGCAGCUUUCUCUCUGACUUUCUGUCUUCUUUUUAUCAUUUGUUCUCUCAUUGUCUUCUUCUUGGAGGAGACGGGACAUAUAAUACUUUGAAGAAAGCUAUUAGGCGAGCAGCAGCAGCUGCUGCUGCUGCUGCUGCACCUGCAGCUGUAACUGCUGCUGCUGCACCUGCCGCAGCAGCUGCUGCAGCAGCUGGAGCAGGUGCAGCAGCUGCAGUAGCUGCUGCAGCAUCAACUGUAGCUGCUGCUGAAGCAACAGAUGCAAACCUACCAGUGCCAGCAGCAGCUAAAGCUAUACAAGCAGCAGCAGCAGCAGCGGGAGCUGUUGAGGCAGCAGCAGGAGCAGCAGCUGCAGCAGCAGCAGCAACUGUAGCAACAGCAGGAGUAGCAGAUGCAGCCCUACCAGCGCCAGCAGCAGCUAAAGCCAUACACGCAGCAGCAGUAGCAGCAGCAGGAGCUGUUGAGGCAGCAGCAGGAGCUGUAGAAGCAGCAGCAGCAGCGGGUGAUGCAGAGACAGAGUCCGCAGCAACAGUAGCACACGCCUUAAAAGCAGCAGCAGCAGCAGCAGCGGCAGCAGCAGCAGCAGCAGCAGCAGCAGCAGAUCAAGUCGUUGCAACUCCUGCAGCAUCAUCUCAAGGCUACAGCUGCAGCUGCUUGAUAAAGACGUGCUGCUGCCCUUCCAUUAGCAGCAGCAGCAGCAGCAGCAGCAGCAAGGACAACGAAGAGAGCAGCAGCAACAGUGGCGACGACAGCAGCGCCAACAACAGUCUGGAAAUCAGCAGCAGCAGCAGCAACACCAUCAGCGACAGCAGCAGCAGCAACAGCAUGCACGGCAGCAGCAGCAGCUGCAGCUUGCGCAGCAGCAGCAGCAGCAUAAGCAUCAGCAGCAUGACUAAUGACAGCAGCAGCAAGAUAAGCAUAUGCACAAGCAGGAGAACGAACCAAGGCAAUGCGGCUAGCAGCAGCAGCAGCAGCAACAGCAGCAGCAGCAGCAGCAGCAGCAACAGCAACACAAAGCAGCAAGACAUAUUUGCUUUAUUAGAAAAUGCUUUAUUAAUAAGCCCUGUACCCGUCGGCAGCUCAAACACUUGGUGCGCCGAAUUCUUCUUUUCUGCUGCUGCUGUUGCUGCUAAUGCUGCCUAUACAGUCGAAGGCCGCAGCCACCUUGCUGCGCUGCUGCUGCUCAAGCAGCAGCAGCUUCUGUUGCUGCAGCAGCAGGGCAAAACUCUUUCUCCUGCUGCUGCUGCUGCAGUUGCUGCUACAGACGCGCUUCAAUUUGAAUUGCUGCUGAAAGGAGAACAAACAAAAACUAAAAAAAUAAAACAAAAAGGAUGGGGGGCAUGGAUCUACCAGAAGGUGCUGCAGCGUCUGUUGCGUUUGCUGCUGCUCUUUGUUCCCUCGCGUUUGCUGCUGCUUUUACGAUAUCUCUCUGCUGCCCCGCAGCCAGAGCAGCAGCAGCAACAGCAGCAGCAGCAGUACGUGCAACAAGUGCAGCAGCAGCAGCAGCAGCAGCAGCAGCAGCAGCAAGAGCAAGAGCAAGAGCAACAGCAAGAGCAGGAGGAGGAGGAGGAGGAGGGUGUGUGCUGCUUGAGCCGGUGCCGUGCUGCUGCAGCAGCAGCAUGUAUGGGUUUCUUUCAGGCUGCAGCAGCAGCAGCAACAACAGAGGAUAUGAGAGAGGCAUUAGCAGCAGCAGCAGCAGCUGCUGCUGCUGCUGAGAGAAAACUGCUGUUUCCGAAGAAUGAAAGCAAAAUAACGAAUAUUUUGCAGCAGAAGUUAAAAAAAAUAAAACAAAAUAUACGAAAAGAACAGCAGCAGCAGCAGCAGCAGCAGCAGCAGCAGCAGCAGCAGCAGCAACAGCAGCAACAGCAGCAGGAACAAGAAGAAUUUCUUCAACAGCAAAUGCUACAGCAAGAUCAGCAGCAACAACAGCAGCACAAACAACACGCAGAGCAGCACGAAGAAAAACAACAAAAUGAAGAACGUAAAGUUAAAGAUAAAGAAGACAAAGAUAAAGAAGUUAAAGAUAAUGAAGAAGUUAAAGAUAAUGAAGAAGAAGAAGAAGAAGAAGAAGAAGAAGAAGAAGAAGAAGAAGAAGAAGAAGAAGAAGAAGAUGAUGAUGAUGAAGAUGAUGAUGAAAAUAAUGAAGAUUAUGAAGAAGAGACAGAAGAAGAAGAUAACGAAGAAGAGAGAGAAAAUAAUAAUAAUAAACAAGAUAAUAACAAAGAUAAUAAUAAUAAUAAUAAUAAUAAUAAUAAUAAAGAAGAAGAAGACAGCGCUUCUCCUGAGGUUUUACUGCCUCACAUCUGCACUCGUAUUGAUUUAAUGUUUAAACAUUUAAAUAAUUUAAACAAAUUAAAAUAUUUUCUCGGUGAAGGCGAAGAAAUCUCUUUGGUCGGUGCAGGACAAGGAGACAGUCUCCUGCACUUCUGGGGACGACGCAUCGCUGAAAAUAAAAGUGCUGCCGUCUCCGCUUUGAGAGUUUUGACGGACGGCAGUAUAAAUUAUUGUCAUAACAACUUAGAAUAUGGCUAUUUAGGUGCAUGCAUGGUGCACAGCGAAGAUUUGCGUGGCUUUGGCCGUUUUCGAUAUUUCGCCGCUCCGUUUUAUCAAUUUGGGGUUAUGAAGAGUCAAGAAGCAUUUAUUCAAGCACUUCUGCCUAACGGACAGGUCUUUUAUAAGCAAGCUAUAGACUUAACUCAACACUGGACGGAUGAUAUCAUCGCAACCCCUUGGAAUCAAAUUAAUCAAAGUUUUGCGUGGCUUCUCCUUGUUGAAAAAGAAA
Molecule: messenger RNA, 3241 nt
Organism: Eimeria acervulina
Lineage: Eukaryota; Apicomplexa; Conoidasida; Eucoccidiorida; Eimeriidae
Exons: 6
Source: RefSeq, a predicted model, not a curated record